Molecule: messenger RNA, 1503 nt
Organism: Cladophialophora psammophila CBS 110553
Lineage: Eukaryota; Fungi; Ascomycota; Eurotiomycetes; Chaetothyriales; Herpotrichiellaceae
Exons: 9
Coding region: 1-1503 (500 amino acids)
Biological process (GO): carbohydrate transport; transmembrane transport
Cellular component (GO): membrane
Molecular function (GO): carbohydrate:proton symporter activity
Source: RefSeq, a predicted model, not a curated record
AUGCUCUUUGGGUACGACACAGGCAGCUUUGGUGGUAUCCUCGCCAAUCCUGGCUUUGUCCGACAAUUCGGUGUGUACCAUCCCUCGACCGGUAAAUACGCCAUCGAUUCUCUCCAUACGUCGCUACUGUCCUCUCUCGCUUUCAUCGGCAAGUUUGUCGGGUGCUUGGUCGCUGGUCCGGCCAUUGAGUGGGUUGGCCACCGCGCUGUGUUCUUUGGUCUGUCGGCCGUCUCAUUCGUUGGUAUCAUCAUCGAAAUCACCGCAGCCGGCACGGACGCCGGGUCCGGGCGUUUCGCACAAUUCAUCGUUGGGCGUAUCAUUGUCUACAUCUCGGUCGGUCUAGUUGAAGUCGACGUGACCACCUACCAGUCUGAGAUUGUCCCGGCACCAUUCCGAGGCCUUGUCGUCGUCUCCCUGCAACUCUUUCUCAACGCCGGAAGCGUCAUUGCCACUGGCGUCAACAAGGCCUUCUCCACCAGAACCGACGGGUUAGGUUGGAAAGCAGUCACUGGGAUCCAGUUUAUCUUCCCCGUCUUGAUAAUUCUCUUCACGCUGUUCAUUCCGAGCUCUCCCCGUUGGCUCUUGUCGAAGGACCGUGACCACGAGGCCAUCACGGCCCUCCGCCGCAUCAGACCGAAGGGUGAUGGUUCUGAUGACAAGUGCGCAGCCGAGAUCCAGGCCAUCAAAGAAGCUCUCCAGGAACAAGUGCAUAAAGCCCCAUGGCUCGACCUCGUGCGUGGGACCAACCUCCGCCGAACGGCACUAAUCAUUGUUUACUACUUUUUCCAGCAGACUACCGGCCAAGCCUUUGUCUCGACUUAUCAAACAACGUUCUACAAGACAAAUGGCUAUGCUGACCAGGCUUUUACCUAUCCUGUCAUUAACAGCUGUCUCAGCUUUCUCUCCGUCAUCCCGGGCAUGUACUUGGUCGAUAAGCUUGGUCGUCGAUACAGCCUCAUGAUCACUUACUUCUUCCAGGCCUUUUGGAUAUACUUGUUAGCCGGGCUCGGUGGGAUGAGCCACAAGAGCGUAACUGAUAAGAACACGAUUGUGGCUGCCUUCAUGCUCUACGCAUUUAGUUACAAUAUGGGCGGCGCCUCGAUCCCGUACCUGCUCGGCUCUGAGAUCCCCAACGCCGCCGUCCGUGAAAAGACGCAGGCGCUGGGGACGUCGUGGAAUGUGAUCUGGGCCUUUGUGACCAACUUUGUCAUCCCGUACAUGAUCAACAACAUCCACUUCGGAGUCGGAUGGGUGUUUGGCAGCAUCUCCGUGCUCGCUUUUGUCUUCACCUUCCUCUUCCUUCCCGAGACCAAGGGCCGCGCUCUCGAGGAGAUUGACGCCAUAUUCGCAGUCCCGUUCAACCCCUUCCGACCAGCCGAAAUCCACUACACUGACGCCGAGCGCCGGGUUGGCCAGCUUGAAGGGGAGAAAGCGGCGGCCGUCACGUCUGUUUCCGAGAACAUUGACAACUUUACCCACGAGGGCCAGAAAGAAGAUUUCUAA